Phaethon lepturus (White-tailed tropicbird) is the source of this 1190-nucleotide messenger RNA. It is a transcript of the gene DNAJC18, whose product is annotated as DnaJ (Hsp40) homolog, subfamily C, member 18. Gene Ontology annotation, cellular component: endoplasmic reticulum membrane. Gene Ontology annotation, biological process: cellular response to misfolded protein. The transcript is spliced from 6 exons. The annotation marks the transcript as partial. Lineage: Eukaryota; Metazoa; Chordata; Aves; Phaethontiformes; Phaethontidae. Gene Ontology annotation, molecular function: Hsp70 protein binding. The record is from RefSeq and is a predicted model, not a curated record.
AAUAAAGAGGUGUCGGAACUACUAUGAAAUUCUGGGGGUGGAGAGGGACGCCAGCGAGGAGGACCUGAAGAAAGCCUACCGCAGGCUGGCCCUGAAAUUUCACCCUGACAAGAACCGCGCUCCCGGAGCAACAGAAGCUUUUAAAGCAAUAGGCAAUGCUUUUGCAGUUCUGAGCAACCCUGAAAAACGAUUACGAUACGAUGAAUUCGGAAGUGACCAAGAGCACGUCAGCACUGGUCAGGCCAGGCACUAUAAUUACUACACAGAAUUUGAAGCAGACAUUACACCAGAAGAAAUAUUCAAUGUAUUUUUUGGUGGACACUUUCCUACAGGAAAUAUCCAUAUGUUUUCAAAUGUAGCCAGAGAUGCACACUACUAUCCACGGAGGCACCGAAAUGAAAGAGCAUGGACACAGGAGCAAGAGGAGGAAGAAAACAGGCCACAGAAUUCAUAUUCUGCAUUUAUUCAGUUGAUGCCAGUUUUCAUAAUAAUAAUUGUGUCAGUUAUAACUCAAUUGAUGGCCACUAACCCACCCUACAGCCUAUUCUACAAAUCGUCCAUAGGCCACGUUAUUAGUAGAGAAACAGAGAACUUGCAGGUGCCUUACUAUGUUGAUAAAAACUUUGAAAAGAAUUAUCAAGGAGCAGAACUUCAAGAGCUAGAAAAAAACAUUGAAAAAGAUUACAUAGACUAUAUUCAGACCAGCUGCUGGAAGGAGAAACAGCAAAAGUCUGAUUUGUCAAAUUUGGCCAAGCUAUACAGAGAUGAGCGAUUAAAACAGAAAGCAGAAUCACUGAAACUUGAGCACUGUGAGAAGCUCUCCAGUCUGAUUGGAAUGCACAAAGGGGGCUGACCAGGACACACACGUUCUGUAGUUUUAUUUAUUGCUGGUUUAACUUAUGUUUUUAUUUUCCUUUGUAUAAAAAGGGAAGGAGUCUAUUGUAAAGAGUCUGAAUAUUCGAGUCCUUCUGCAUAUAGUGCAGAGAUGGGCCAACACAAGCUGUAGAGCUAGUGUUUGCUGUAAUAUAGACUGUACACUAUAUUUGGUUCCAAGGACCAGUGGCACUUUCUAAAUGAAUUCCCUGGGAAACGCUAUUAGUUUGGAACCUGUCUUCAUCGGUAGGUUGUCUGCCAUCCAAACAGUAUAUACUUCCCAGGAGAGCAGACAAAUGUCUUUGCUUUCUGUAUUU